AUGCCCUCUCUCCCUCCUCCACCAAAACUCUCCAGUCUCUCAAAACUUCACUCGAAUCCCACCAAACGACACAUCGCCAAAAACCUUCCUUGCAUAAUCCAACCCUUCAUUAACAUCUCCAAUCAAUCCCAGCUCACGCAAGCAGUCUCUUCUCUUCAGGUUUUAUCAAGCAAAGGCAUUCGCUUACCUUGUCAAACGCUAGCUUACCUUAUACAACGAUGCGCUAAUUUCAAGUCUCUUAAAUUAGGCAAAUGGGUUCAUAUUCAUUCGAAAGUAACUGGAUUAAAAAGACCCGGUACGUUUUUAUCUAAUAAUUUGAUUCGUAUGUAUGUACAAUGUGGUGAUCAUGUUAGUGCUUAUAAAGUGUUUGAUAAAAUGUCCGACAGAAAUUUGUACUCUUGGAAUAAUAUGCUUUCUGGGUAUGCUAAAUUAGGCAUGAUAAAGCCAGCUAGGAAGUUAUUUGAUAAAAUGCCUGAGAGAGACACUGUUUCCUGGAAUACUAUGGUUAUUGGGUAUGCUCAAAAUGGGUUUUUUAGUGAAGGUUUGAGGUUUUAUAAGGAGUUUAGGAGAUUAGGGGUUGGGUACAAUGAGUAUAGUUUUGCAGGGUUAAUGACUGUUUGUGUUAAGUCUAAGGAAUUGGGACUUGUUAAACAGGGCCAUGGGCAGGUUUUGGUUGCUGGAUUAUUGUGUAACGUGGUGAUUUUGAGCUCGGUUGUUGAUGGAUAUGCGAAAUGUGGAGACAUGAGUGAUGCAAAGAGGUUGUUUGAUGGGAUGAAUGUGAAGGAUGUUCUUGCAUGGACAACAAUGGUUUCAGGGUAUGCACAGUGUGGAGAUAUGGAGGCGGCUAGGGAAUUGUUUGAUUUGAUGCCUAACAAGAAUUCGGUUUCGUGGACGGCUUUGAUUUCUGGGUAUGUUAGACAUGGUUUGGUGUAUAAGGCACUUGAGUUGUUUACAAAGAUGAUGAUGUCAGGCAUUAGACCGGAUCAAUUUACGUUUAGUAGUUGUCUUUGUGCUUGUGCCAGUAUAGCUUCGAUUAAGCUUGGUAAGCAAAUACAUGGUUAUUUGAUAAGAACAAAUUUUAGACCUAAUACAAUUGUUGUGAGUUCUCUCAUUGACAUGUAUUCAAAAUGUGGAAGUUUGGAAGUUGGGAGGCUGGCUUUUGAUCUUAUGGGUAAUAAGCAAGAUGUUGUCUUGUGGAACACCAUGAUUUAUGCUUUGGCACAACAUGGUCAUGGUGAAGAAGCCAUUCAGAUGUUUGAUUGCAUGGUUAGAAAUGGAUUAACACGAGAUAGGAUAACAUUGGCUGUCGUUCUCAAUGCAUGCAGUCAUGCAGGUCUUGUGGAAGAAGGGCUCAGGUUAUUUGAAUCCAUGACUUGGGGUCAUGGUGUUGUUCCCGAUCAGGAACAUUAUGCAUGCUUGAUUGAUCUCCUGGGUCAAGCAGGAAAUUUUGACAAGUUGAUGGGCCAACUUGAGAAGAUGCACUGCAAGCCUAACAGUCAGAUUUGGAAUGCUGUAAUUGGUGUUUGUAGAAUCCAUGGGAACAUAGAGUUGGCAAGGAAAGUAGCUGAACAGCUUAUAGAGUUGGAGCCACUGUCCCCUGCAGCCUAUAUGCUACUAUCAAGUGUAUAUGCUGAACUUGGGAGAUUGGACUUGGUAGAGAAAGUCAGACAGCGUAUGAAAGAGAGACGUGUAAGGAAGGAGCCAUUUAUUAGUUGGAUAGAGAUUGAAAGUAAAGUGCAUGUUUUCUCUUUCUCAGAUAGGUCACACCCUUUGAAAGAAGUGAUAUAUUCAGUCUUGGAACAAUUAGCUGGCCAGAUGGAAGAGGAAGUUUCAUCAACUAUUGCUGAAAGGUAG
Dovyalis caffra is the source of this 1854-nucleotide messenger RNA. NCBI's taxonomy places the organism in Eukaryota, Viridiplantae, Streptophyta, Magnoliopsida, Malpighiales, Salicaceae. The record is from the annotation of a GenBank genome assembly.